CUCGCAUCGCAAAUUGAGAGGCUGCCACUCUUUGGAAAUGAUAAACCGAGGCUCUACCUCUUGGCAAUGAAUCCCCGCAAACCUCCGCAUGUCCCCAGAUAUCCCUCCACGACCAAGCGGCAGCGAGUCAUCCGCAAUGUUACCGAAGCGCAUCAACAAAAGUUAUAUCCUUGGGCCAAUUUUGCUCUUCUCGUAUUAUCGGUAUCCCAGUCACUGAGGAGGAAGCACUGUCCGGUUCUUUCUCUUCACUGCUUUUACAGUACCACCAUCUAAUCUCCCUCACAUUUUUAAUGAAACAGAAGGAGCAGACAGAGCAGUUUCAAUUGAACACUACAUCUAUCUCCCUCACAUGGCCGAAACGAUGAACUUCUCCGUACCCCCGGAGCUGCAAAAAUUCCUGGACGACCUCGACGCCUUCAUCGACGCCAAGAUCACUCCCCUCCAAAUGAAAGACGACAACAACCGCUUCUUCGACUACCGGCGCGAGAACUCGCGCACAGACUGGGAAAACGGCGGUCUCCCCCGCCCGGAGUGGGAAGCUCUCCUCACCGAGUCGAGGAAACUUGCCGACGAAGCUGGCUUCUACAGGUUGUCUCUACCUAAGCAGUUUGGAGGACGGAGUAGUGAGGAUGGCCGCGGAAUGAAUCUCUGGAUGGCGGUUAUUCGGGAACACCUUGCUUCCAAGGGAUUGGGUCUUUUUAAUGAUUUGCAGAAUGAGCACAGCAUGGUAGGAAAUUUCCCCGAUGUGGUUAUGCUGCAACAUUUUGGGAACGAGGAGCAGAAAAAGGAGUUGAUUGAGGGUAGGUUGGCGGGAAGGACGAGGAUUACCUUUGGAUUGACGGAGCCGGGUCAUGGAUCGGAUGCUACGCAUAUGGAGACUAGGAGCGUGCCUGAGACUAGGAAUGGGGUGAGGGGUUGGCUGCUCAACGGCGCGAAGAGGUGGCAGACUGGUAUGCAUCAUGCCACCCACUGCUUCAUUUUCGCCAGGACAGCUGGAAAGGACGGUGAUGCCAAGGGUAUCUCGUGCUUUAUUGUCCCAAGGAACACACCUGGUCUCGAAGCUGUAUCAUACGAAUGGACCCUUAACAUGCCGACAGACCACGCGACUGUCUCCAUCAAAAACGUCUGGGUCCCCGACUCCGCCGUCCUAGGCCCCAUCCACAACGGCCUCGGCGUCGCCCAAGCCUUCGUCCAUGAAAACCGCAUCCGUCAAGCCGCCUCCUCUCUCGGCGCCGCCGUCUACUGCGUGCAGGAAUCCGUCAAGUACGCCAACCGCCGCGCUCCCUUUGGCCAACCACUCUCCCACAACCAAGCCAUCCAGUUCCCGCUCGUUGAGCUGCACACGCAGUGUGAGAUGCUCCGGCAAUUGAUCCGCAAGACGGCGCUGGAGAUGGACUCGAUGCCGCAUGUUGAGGUGGAGAAGAAGAUUGGGGAUAAGGUGUCCAUGUGUAAUUAUUGGGCUAAUAGGUUGUGCUGUGAGGCUGCGGAUCGCGCGAUCCAGGUGCAUGGCGGGAAUGGAUAUAGUAGGCAUUUCCCCUUCGAGCAUAUCUGGAGACAUCAUCGUAGGUAUAGGAUUACGGAGGGGAGCGAGGAGAUCCAGAUGAGGAAGGUUGCGGCGUAUUUGUUUGGGUUCGGAGGCAGGAAGGUGUUAAACGAUGCGACCAAGGAAGCGAAGCUGUAGAUCCGGAUUUACGGUUGAGUAAAUGUGUAAAAUGCCUAU
Molecule: messenger RNA, 1720 nt
Organism: Westerdykella ornata
Lineage: Eukaryota; Fungi; Ascomycota; Dothideomycetes; Pleosporales; Sporormiaceae
Product: acyl-CoA dehydrogenase NM domain-like protein
Exons: 2
Coding region: 350-1681 (443 amino acids)
Biological process (GO): butyrate catabolic process; fatty acid beta-oxidation using acyl-CoA dehydrogenase
Molecular function (GO): flavin adenine dinucleotide binding
Source: RefSeq, a predicted model, not a curated record